UAAAUUAUUUAUGUAAGGUUUUUAAUGACUUUUAAGCCGUUUUAGUCUAUAAAUAGAUACGUAAAUUAAGGAACUAAAUGAAAAGACCUUGAGAACAAGUCUCGUGGGGAGUGCCGCUACGUCAUCGACGGGAAGUUUUGCAGUUAUGUAUGACCACCAGCUGGUUCCUGAUUGGCCAACAAAGCCUCGACGGCGGCCAUUUUGUUGCUUCUGAGUCACCAAAAGGUGAAAAAUGUACGGAAUUAAUCGGCACUCCCCCCGAGACUUCACAACGGUAUUGGGCAUUUCCCUCGUGAACACAAAAUUUGGGUUUCAUGUUCCCUAACUACCACAGCGUGGAUGAAAUAAUAUUUUUCGUGGGAUUGAUUUUAAAAAACUUGCCAAAUUUUAUUUACUUCGAUUCUUGAGUCGACGGAAAAGUGGUUUUCAAAAGUUCAACACUCCUAGUUGCGAUAAACUCUGUUUUCCAGCACAAGUUCGGUCGGCUGGUGGUCGUCGCUCGGAGACCUUGUGAACUCAAAGAAAUAAAAUAGUGCAGGGAGUGUGCGGCCGUGAUUUAGAUAUUAUCAUGUGUUUUACCUAACUGUCAAAAUAAUAGUGAAGUGAUCAGUGUACGUCGCGGAUUGUUUACGUAGAUGUUGACUGAGUAGUUCAACGCGGUGCGGCAGGAUGUAGCCCGAAGUUUUUGCAGGCUUGAAGAGCGGAAAGUGUCCUUUUUAUUUAGAGGGAUUUACCGGCCGCUAUAAUGUCAGAGACGACGAUGGUGAAGGUGAAGACCGAGCGGCCCGAUGAGGCGGAGAUUCGGGAGCUCGCCGCGAAAAUGGUGGAGGCGAACAAGGCGAAGGCGCUAGCGGCGUCGGUGGCGGCGGCCCGGCCUGGUCCCGGCGCAAUGGGCGCGGCGCCGCCCGGUGCCGGCGGGCAGCUGGGCAUCCUCAACUUCCUCACCCGCAAGACCGGCGCGCCGCCCGACACGCGGCCGCCCGUCGACCCCGAAAAGAAAACCCCGGCCCCAGACGAGGCCAGCUGGAAAGGCCACUUCGGCUGGGACAUGCUGGGAAAGUGUCACAUCCCCUACAUCUACCGGUCCGGGGAGAAAUACGUGGCCGUCAGAAUGGUAGAAAUUAAAUUAUUAAACAAGUACCUGAAUUACCUUCAUGCAGACAUUUACUCUUGCACCUGUAUAAGGAGUUACUACAUAACAGAGAUAGAAGCGAGGCUUCUAAACGAAAUAAACAGCAGGCAUUGUGAUGGCCAGUUCGGUAGAGAUGCCUUUACACAAAAGGACCUUGUGGUUCGGUUAUCAGACGCUUAUGAAUUUUAUAACUUCUUAGAUGUAUGUUACAAUAAGUUACUUAGAGGUACAACAAAUAGUAAAGACAAAUGUGGGUUCAUCAGAAUAAACAAAGAGUCGGUAGUACCGUACACAGUGAGAGACGGACAGAAGUUUGUGCCCUUGUUUUAUUUCGAAGGUGAAACGGACAAUCUUAAGUUGAAAGCGGACCAGUUGAAGGGUUGGGACUUGUCGUACUUGAAGUUCUGCUGUAAAGUGCAAGGCAUCCGGAAUGAACUAUUUGCUAGUGAGACUUGCUCAGUGAUAAGCUUGUCGGAUAUCAAGAGCUACUUCCCGCCGGGGACGGAGUUUGAGGAAUACUGGCCAAACAAGGUUGUGGAUUCACAGCUUCUCAUUUCUGCUAAAGGUUCAAUAGGAAGCGGAGGCCAAUGGACACGAGCGCCUCCCGCGCCUCCCCCAGGAGUAGUCGCGCAAGGCGCCGGCGUCGGCCUCUCGGGCGCCUCGACCCGAGGCCGGCGGCCUAACGCGCAGCGCCACGCGCCGUCAUCCAUGCAGAUGCCGCACGCGGGUAUAUCCGCGGCGACGGUGCAGGCGUUGGCUGGGUGGAGUCUGCCUGGGACACUCACGCAGGCGCAGACGCAGCAGGUGCUGAGGCUGGCGCAGGCGCAAGUUGCCGCUCAGGCGCAAGCAGCAGCGCGCUACAGCAACGCGGCAAUCGCCGCCGCCGCGGCCGCCAUGCCGCAGCACCGCGCGCAGCAGCACCAACGAAAUGUUCAGUUUCCGAACAGUGCAAUAACAAUGGCGAUGGGACAGCAACCGCCGCCGCCUCUCGUAAGGAGCACGGCCAACACAUCUACUAUGAAUGUACCCCCGCAAGUGACCGGGUCGAUGAAUGGCCACUCAACCUCUCACGCCGUGGACAAUCGCAAGCGGCUUACGCCGAUAACAGAAAUCAGUAUUACUGGCAACCAUACGCCGUAUAAGGUUCAAAAAGCGCUGGUGGAGAACACAAUGGUACCUUGCAUCAACGCGAAGCCUUACCAGUACACCGAGCUGUUAAUGACCCUUCCAGACUUGGCCAGCCACUUCUUCCCUCGCGUACAGCUCGCCACGUGCCGCGCUAUGCUCGACGCGCUUGGCCUCACUCUUUACCGGCCCAACUCAACGCAACUCCAAGUCCUCCGCAACUCGGGCAAGUGUAAAUCGGCGGCCGCUGGCGAGAACGGCAUGGCGCUGGUGCAGAUCCGCGACGUGAUGCAGCACAUGCCGCAGUUCAAGUACAUGCUGCGCUCGGGGCUGGCGGCCGACGAGCCGCAGCACGCGCCGCGGCCCGCGCAUGCGCCGCCCGCUAGCCACGCCAAGCGCGCCCGGGCCAACUAGGCGCACACCGCACC
This is a messenger RNA of Cydia amplana, 2685 nucleotides long. RefSeq lists its product as uncharacterized. The transcript is spliced from 7 exons. The record is from RefSeq and is a predicted model, not a curated record. Bases 746 to 2671 code for a protein of 641 amino acids. NCBI's taxonomy places the organism in Eukaryota, Metazoa, Arthropoda, Insecta, Lepidoptera, Tortricidae.